ACGGAAGAUUAUAUAAGGAAUAGCCUCAAAGACUCACUCUUACACUCCUCAACGCUUUCUCAUCGCUGAUCAAACUUUAAACCCUAGGAUUUGAAGGUGCACUGUACACUUGUGAUGGCUUCGAAACGCAUUACUAAGGAGUUGAAGGAUUUGCAGAAGGACCCUCCUGUUUCCUGCAGUGCUGGCCCUGUUGGUGAUGACAUGUUUCAUUGGCAAGCCACUAUCAUGGGUCCAGCAGACAGCCCUUAUGCUGGAGGUGUAUUCAUGGUCACCAUUCACUUCCCACCGGAUUAUCCAUUUAAGCCACCAAAGGUUUCGUUCCGAACGAAGGUGUUUCAUCCUAACAUAAACAGCAACGGCAGUAUCUGUUUGGACAUUCUGAAAGAGCAGUGGAGUCCUGCCCUUACAGUUUCCAAGGUGCUACUGUCAAUAUGCUCCUUGCUGACAGAUCCGAACCCAGAUGAUCCUUUGGUGCCUGAUAUUGCUCACAUGUACAAGACAGACAGAGCAAAGUACGAGAGCACUGCACGUUCUUGGACUCAGAAAUAUGCAAUGAGUUAGAAGAAAAACACCCACAACAUAUGCUUAUGCUUAUGCUUCUGGGGCACCCCUUUUGUGCAAAAUAUGUUUCCUCAUGUCCUCGUCGGUACAUAUAAUACAUAUAUAGUGCCUUCUCCUUUCAUUUUAUAAUAAUAAUUAAAACCCCGGAAACACUUUUUACCUAUU
Vigna umbellata (rice bean) is the source of this 726-nucleotide messenger RNA. Its product is annotated as ubiquitin-conjugating enzyme E2 28-like. The record is from RefSeq and is a predicted model, not a curated record. Lineage: Eukaryota; Viridiplantae; Streptophyta; Magnoliopsida; Fabales; Fabaceae.